CGGCGGCCGGUAGUCAUGGCGGCGCCCGGUUGCCCGGCGGCGCCCGGUUGCCCGGCGGCUCCCGGUUGCCCGGCGGCGCCCGGCGCCCCGAUGCCCGGCUGCGUCCGGCUGAGCGCCCGCGGGGCGGCGGCGCUGCUGUCCGAGGUGGACACGCUGCUGUUCGACUGCGACGGCGUGCUGUGGCGCGGGGAGACGGCGGUGCCCGGCGCGCCCGAGACGCUGUCGGCGCUGCGGGCGCGGGGCAAGCGGCUGGGCUUCGUCACCAACAACAGCAGCAAGACCCGCGCCGCCUACGCCGACAAGCUGCGGCGCCUGGGCUUCGGGGGCCCGGGGGCGGCGGGGACCGGGACCGGGACCGGGGCCGGGCCCGAGGUGUUCGGCACCGCCUACUGCGCCGCGCUGUUCCUCCGGCGGCGGCUGGGCCCCUCGGCCGGGCCCCCCGCCAAGGCCUUCGUGCUGGGCAGCCCGGCGCUGGCGGCCGAGCUGGAGGCCGUGGGCAUCCCCAGCCUGGGCGUGGGGCCCGACCCGCUGCCGCCCGGCGGGCCCGGGGACUGGCCCCAGGCGCCGCUGGACCCGGCCGUGCGCGCCGUGGUGGUGGGCUACGACCCCCACUUCAGCUACAUGAAGCUGGCCCGGGCCGUGCGCUACCUCCAGCGGCCCGGGUGCCUCUUCGUGGCCACCAACAUGGACCACCGCCUCCCGCUCGAGGGAGGCCGCUUCGUCCCCGGUACCGGCUGCCUGGUCCGGGCCGUGGAGACGGCGGCCCAGCGCCAGGCCGAAGUGAUUGGGAAGCCCAGCCGCUUCAUCUUCGAGUGCGUGUCCCAGGAGUACGGGCUGGACCCGGCGCGCACCCUCAUGGUGGGCGACCGCCUGGACACGGACAUCCUCCUGGGUGCCACCUGCGGCCUGCGGACCCUCCUGACGCUGACCGGCGUGUCCAGCCUCGGGGAGGUGAAGAGCUGCCAGGAGAGCGACUGCCCCACCCGGAGGAAGAUGGUCCCCGACUUCUACGUCGAGAGCAUCGCCGACCUCUUACCGGCUCUCCAAGGUUAAACGCUCCGGACGCCUUCUGCCGUGCCCUCCCCCUCCCCACCCCGCCCCCAAUAAAUAAAUGUCACCUCCCUCUCCUUGACCAGUGGGCGGGCGUCCCCAUCGGCUGAGGG
Tachyglossus aculeatus (Australian echidna) is the source of this 1163-nucleotide messenger RNA. It is a transcript of the gene PGP, whose product is annotated as phosphoglycolate phosphatase. NCBI's taxonomy places the organism in Eukaryota, Metazoa, Chordata, Mammalia, Monotremata, Tachyglossidae. Gene Ontology annotation, cellular component: cytoplasm. Gene Ontology annotation, molecular function: sn-glycerol 3-phosphatase activity. Bases 16 to 1053 code for a protein of 345 amino acids. The transcript is spliced from 2 exons. The record is from RefSeq and is a predicted model, not a curated record.